Molecule: messenger RNA, 252 nt
Organism: Gaeumannomyces tritici R3-111a-1
Lineage: Eukaryota; Fungi; Ascomycota; Sordariomycetes; Magnaporthales; Magnaporthaceae
Exons: 3
Coding region: 1-252 (83 amino acids)
Source: RefSeq, a predicted model, not a curated record
AUGUCAAGUUGUUGCACCCUCCUCAUUGGGACAUAUCGGGCUCGAUUGAAAUGUUCAGUGGCGCCUAGCAGCCAACUCCAUAACCUCGUGGCGCCGGAACUUCACAUCUGCCUAUCAGAAUACCUAGUCUUUGGCUCCUGCAGAAAGUCGAACCAAAGUAGUGCGGCAGAUUCAACUGGUAUUGCUUCUUACUCACCGAUGCCUAGAACAACGAAUAUGUGGAAGAUGGGUGCAUUAGUUCGCGUUGGUUGA